This is a messenger RNA of Parnassius apollo (apollo), 1233 nucleotides long. Lineage: Eukaryota; Metazoa; Arthropoda; Insecta; Lepidoptera; Papilionidae. The record is from the annotation of a GenBank genome assembly.
AUGAUUCUGCCGAUUGCAUUGAUUUUCAACAGUUUCGUAAUGAUGACACUCGCCGUACAAUAUUCAUUCGAUACUGAACAGCAACGGUUGAGCCCAAAGUACGCCGAAGUUCUCUUAACGCCACCAAGGUUUUCCAUCAUGAAAAAUGGGACAUCAACAAAUGACAAAAAGGAUGCAAAAAUGUCUAAUACUGAUGAAGCUUUAAAUGAAGUCUCCGAUAUAAUUUUUAAUGAUAUACCACAAUAUAAGAAAGUAAUGGAGUUGUUGCUCCAGGAUAUUAAACGAGGUAAUCAUUUAUUGCUAGUUGAGAACCGGGGAUUGGAAAAUAAAAAAGUCGCAGACAGGCUAUUACAAUAUUUGAAUCGCCCUACGGAAUAUACACAAUUGCAACGCAAUACAACGGUACAUUCUUUGACAAUUCACCCAAAUGCCAAAAAUGGUACAGUCAUUAAUGAAGAUUCACCACUCAUCAAAGCCGUUAAAUAUGGCUACGUGUUAGUUGUGGAUGAAGCGGACAAAGCACCAAUAACAGUGACAAGCAGCCUAAACUCUUUAAUGGAAAAUGGAGAGAUGAUAUUGAGCGAUGGUAGAAAGAUGAUUUCCAAGAAAAUUUUGAAUAGUUCUGGAGGCAAACCAUCUGGUAUUAUUCCUGUGCACGAAGAUUUUAGAAUGAUAAUCAUGGCUAGUCAAACUGGAUUUCCGUUAUUUGAAAAAUACUACUCUAUUCCAUUAGCAGGUCUCGAGGACAAAGGUGUGCACAACGCCAGUUCGACGCUGCCGCCGGGAAAUCGUACGCGCCACCGCCGUCAAACUUCUUCAUCAACAAGUCAUGAAAUAGGCAUCACUGUCAAAGCAGUUGGCUCUAGCCCAGCGAUCACCACUGUCGUAAUGGGAGCCGAUGGCAUGGGACCACAUACAGCUACAGCAAUAGCCUCGGGCACAGCAGUUGCCACUGCAACAGCAUUGACCUAUGGUACGGGAACCUCGACUGCUACAGCAAUUGCUAACGUCUCAUCAGUUGCAACCGCCACAGCACACUCAUACGAUAGAGCAGUCGCCACGGCCACAGCAAGCGCUCAAGACUCAUCAUCGGCCGAAGCUACAGCGCACGCAUACGACAAAGCUGUCGCCACUGCCACAGCAAACUCAUCUGAAACAAAAGUCGUCACGGCCAAGGCGAUCGCCAAAGGCAACCAAGUCAUAACUGACACACAAACUGGGCCCUCAACUUAG